AUGACAUAUAAUCCCUUGACCAUCGUAUGGGCCAAUGGGAAUGAUGUAGUUGUCUCUUCUCGAAUGGCAUUCGGCUACUUCACUCCUCCACCUUAUGAAGACGCAGAGUACACCAUUCUCCCCGGCACUGUCGUCAAUGAUACACACUACUCCGUCACGGCAUUAUGCCGAGGCUGCACAUACUGGGCGCCAUACGGAAACGAUCCAACAUCCUUAGAUCCCAACGGAGAAAACUACUUGGCGUUUGCUUCCUCUGGCGUGCCAGUUGAUGACCCGGCAGCCAACGACACAACUUUCGGUAUCCACGAGCGCGUAGGACACUGGAUGCACAACUUCCAGCCGGCUCAGGCAGUCGACUUCGAUUCUUGGUCAGAAGGCAAUGAUGAUGGCGAAAGUUCUACCAGCACCGUCACCAAAACGACUCUACUGACCACCUUCUCGACAUCCACUUUGCAUAGUACCACAACCCUCAAGACUACUGUCACGAGGACAGGUGUUUUACCCAGCAGCGCAACCGCAACUGUCUCAUCUUCGCGUUCUACUUCGACAUCGUCCUCCAUCGUAUCUAGCGCCCCUGUGCCUCCAGUCCCCAACUCGUGCUCCGGCGUCAGUGCCUUCAGAUUCGGAUACCAGACUGCUAGUGGCUGGAAGGCCGUUAAGCUGGCUGGAUCUCUGACAGGUCCCCGCGGAUUGGUCGUUGACUCUGAAGGCAAUCUACUCCUCGUGCAGUCCGGAAAAGGUGUCACGGCUCACACCUUUGGGGCCGACGGCUGUAUCUCUUCCACAAAGACCCUAAUCAGUAACCCUUUGCUAAACCAUGGCAUCGGCUUGACGCCCGAUGGUAAGACGUUAUACGUCAGCUCCAUGACUACCGCAUGGUUGUACGCCUACGACGCAAAAGCUCAAAGUGUGAGCGCGCAGACUGUCGUCGUCAAGGGAAUGCAUCAGGGAGGUCACCCGACACGCAACCUCAUCAUCCCGCCGGCAACACCGCAUCUCCUCGUCAUCCAGCAAGGCUCUUACAGCAAUUUUGACUAUGAAUCGCUCAACAAGGCAGUGGCGCGUGCUGUAGUCAAAGUGUUUGACAUGCGCAGUGUGCCAUCCGGAGGUUACACCUACGCCUCCCAGGGAUGGUUUCUCGGCUGGGGUCUGCGUAACGAAGUGGCUCUCGCAGCGGACGGAAACAAUGCCAUUUGGGGAGUGGAGAACAGCGGUGACGAUUUCGCUCGCACAGUCAACGGCCAAAGCUACGACAUCCAUAACGACAACCCAGCAGAAGAGCUGAACUUCCUUGGUGAUCCUUCCCAGGCAAACGACCAGUGGUACGGGUACCCGACCUGCUUCUCUGUCUGGGAUCCCUCCGUCAUCAAGGACAAGAGCUUCAAGGUCGGCCAACAAUUCGUCGUCGCCCCCAACAGCACCUACAACGACGAUACAUGCACUCAACGCUCCGUGGCACCCAGACUUUCGAUCCAAGCACAUAGCGCACCCAUCGGCGCCGUAUUCGACAGCGCAUUCCAAAACCUGUACGUCACGCUGCAUGGCUCAUGGAACAGGUCACCUGCUACGGGCUUCAAGGUGUCCGUGGUGCCGUUCACCAAUGUUGCCAGUGGUGGAUAUGAUCCGGUUGCUGCUGCAGACUCUAAGACUGGUUAUACGGACGUUUUCUGGAGCACAAACGUCGGAAGCUGCACUGGUUCGACCUGCUUUAGACCUUCCGGCAUCGUCUUUGACAAGGGGUUCUCGAGAUUGUUUGUAGCCAGUGACAACACCGCGGAGGGAGAACUUUUCAUGCUUGUCAAGUCUUGAGCCAGAUACAUGUCGUUUCUUACAGAAAGAAAGUGGUGUAGAACCAUUUCGAGAUAAUCACUCCGAUUAUUGAAGUCAAUUUAUGACAUGGCGAAGUCCUUCCUUCCGUUUUAUCCAUAGACAAAGUGAAUUCAGGCUGUGAGCAUUGUACCAUCAACCAUACGCAGCCGAAGAAGUGUUACAAUGAGAGCAAUAG
This is a messenger RNA of Colletotrichum phormii, 2005 nucleotides long. Lineage: Eukaryota; Fungi; Ascomycota; Sordariomycetes; Glomerellales; Glomerellaceae. The coding region runs from base 1 to 1809 and encodes 602 amino acids. The transcript is spliced from 4 exons. The record is from RefSeq and is a predicted model, not a curated record.